This is a messenger RNA of Vollenhovia emeryi, 453 nucleotides long. RefSeq lists its product as uncharacterized. The transcript has 3 exons. Lineage: Eukaryota; Metazoa; Arthropoda; Insecta; Hymenoptera; Formicidae. The coding region runs from base 1 to 453 and encodes 150 amino acids. The record is from RefSeq and is a predicted model, not a curated record.
AUGGAGAUACAUCGAAUUAAGAUACGACCAAGUGCCGGGGACAGGUGUCGCCUGGCGAGUGACCUCUUUCGAGGAAUCGGGUCGUCGCACGCGGUUCCCCGGAUGGAAGCGCGACGUCGACGAGACGGGGAACAAUUAAUUCGACGUCGCCGGCAUCGACCCAUACUUCAUCCCGAGCCAUUGUUGUUGCUCGCGCGCAGAUGUCCGGUGCCAGGGAGAAAUAUCCGCGGCGUCGGAUUCGUGCCACAGUGUCACCCGAACGGCGAAUACCGCGAAUGUCCGGCCAGUGUGGCGCCAGACACACGCCGGGGGGGAGGAGCGAGGUGGCGGAGCACGGGGGAGGAGAGGGUACAUCUGUUUCCAUCCGGGCACGUGUCUACGGAAUUAGAACGUUUCGAGGGAGACGAAUACGCGCGGGAGAAAAGACUUCGCGCGGACGACAAGCCGGACUGA